Molecule: messenger RNA, 1530 nt
Organism: Porites evermanni
Lineage: Eukaryota; Metazoa; Cnidaria; Anthozoa; Scleractinia; Poritidae
Source: the annotation of a GenBank genome assembly
AGGCCUUUAUGGAGCUCGGACACCACCAGCGAGCGUUGAAUGACAUCUCAUUUUGCCUCAGAACCCAAGUUAACAAUACUGGAAAUGCAAAUAAUGUGCUGUCUAUUUUUUGGGAGGUAAGGAACAAUCCUGACCUUUAAACUCAUUCUCAUACACACCCAUUUCCAAAAACAGAGCAAAAUACAACUUUGCAGAACUUAGUCACGUGCGUGAAUACCACCUAGCAACGGCUUAGUGGAAAGCAAGCCAUCCAAGUGUUCAUUUAGAUCGAAAAGGUUUGAGUGCGACCGGGCGAAGGCUUUUUAGGCCAGUCGUUUGGGUUAAUUUUUAACAAAAUAAUUUAACUCGGCUCGGAAUGCUUCACUUGGUGGCACUCAGAGCUUUGUGGUCAGAGUCAACGCUUAGAGGCUUGUAAUCCAGUGAGCUGUUAAACAAAGCCUGCAAAGGGCCUUUUGGGCCAGUUUCAAAAACUGAGGAGUGUAAAACAAAAGAAAUCACAUUGACAUUCACGGAUAAAUAUCGGCAUUAUUCAGCCUAAUAAAUUAAUUGCAGGCAACCACAGGAGCCCGCAAUCGUAAUCUUCAGGUUGCUGUUACGAACGCAUUGCACGUAUGUAACCAGCGUUCGUUUCGACGUCCACUCGGAAUGAAUGGAAUGCCGAGAGUAGAACGCAAUCUGAUUACGCACGGUUUGGCCUUCUAUCACUCGUAAUCUGAUCGCGCGUGUUUUGACCUUCUAUGACGUGAAACUUAAGGCGGGAAGCAAAACACAGCGUUGGACCAAGAGCGUUUUGACCGUUGAUCAAUCUCGCCCACACUCCAUUUCUUUUGGUUAUUACCUGUUCAAUAGUUAUUUCAAUAAGUUAAUCAGGGUUCUCAAAACCUAUGUCCGAUUGUCUGGGGCUGGUAGAAAUUUAGUUCGGACGUGUAACCCCUUUGACAUGACUUGUCCGUAGGAAAAGCACUUUUUUAAUUAGGAAAAAUUAAGUAACAGUUGAAAAUUGUCUUCAAAUUAUAGUAGAAAUUUAAAAUUCAUCUUAAAAGUUAUAAAGGCAAACCUCAUACUUGACAAAAAAAAAGUUAUAUUCCUUUUAACUUUGCCAUUCCACGGUCAUUUCAUUUGUUUUUACGAGCUCAGUUUAGGUUUAAGUCAAAAACAAUUUACAAGGGUAAUAAUGUGAUUAAAAACAUUAAAUAUCCGAUUGCUUUUUGAGUUUCGAGCUAAAUUUUUUGGAUAAGAACUCUUUGGUUUUGGACAACCAAAUUUAAUAUCCUGAUAGUGCUUGUCCGAAGGACAAGUGGAUACGAAAAUGUUUCUCUGACUGUGUUAAUUAUGUCAUGUUUUUUAUUGUAGGUUUUGGGGAAAUACCGUAAAGCGUAUGGUCCUGAGCCAAUCCGUCGCUGUGGCAACUGUAUCGGCGGAGAUGGAGACAAAUUGAAAAGAUGUGCCAACUGUGAGGAAGUAUACUGUAGCAAAGAAUGUCAAGUUCUGGCUUGGGAAAAGGGCCAUAAAAACCUCUGCAACAAGUAA